Castor canadensis (American beaver) is the source of this 1266-nucleotide messenger RNA. RefSeq names its product zona pellucida glycoprotein 3 (gene Zp3). Lineage: Eukaryota; Metazoa; Chordata; Mammalia; Rodentia; Castoridae. Gene Ontology annotation, cellular component: extracellular matrix. The record is from RefSeq and is a predicted model, not a curated record. Gene Ontology annotation, molecular function: acrosin binding. Gene Ontology annotation, biological process: egg coat formation; positive regulation of acrosome reaction; binding of sperm to zona pellucida.
AUGGAGCUGAGCUAUGGGCUCUUUGUUUGCGUUGUGCUCUGGGGAGUCACGGAGCUGUGUUGUCCCCACUCUCUCUGGCUCUCCCACAGAGAAACUCCGCAUUCUGUGCGGUCCGUGAUGCCUGUGGAGGUGGAGUGCCUAGAGGCUCACCUGGUGGUGACUGUCAGCAGAGACCUUUUUGGUACAGGAAAGCUCAUCCAAGCUGCUGACCUCACCCUGGGCCCUGAGGGGUGUCAGCCUCUGGUCUCCAUGGACACAGACGCGGUCAGGUUCAAGGCUGGGCUCCAUGAGUGUGGGAACAGUGUGCAGGUGACGGAUGACGCCUUGGUGUACAGCACCUUUCUGCUCCACGACCCCCGCCCCGUGGGAAACCUGUCUAUCCUGAGGACCAACCGUGCAGAGGUGCCCAUUGAGUGUCGGUACCCCAGGCAAGGCAACGUGAGCAGUCAGGCCAUCCUCCCUACCUGGGUACCCUUCAGGACCACAGUGUUCUCAGAGGAGAAGCUGGUGUUCUCGCUGCGCCUGAUGCAGGAGAACUGGAGCACUGAGAAGUCAUCCCCCACCUUCUACCUGGGAGAGGCAGCACACCUCCAAGCAGAAGUACACACUGGCAGCCAUCUUCCCCUGCAGCUGUUCGUGGACCACUGUGUGGCCACGCCUACACCGGACCAGAACUCCUCCCCAUAUCACAUCAUCGUGGACUUCCAUGGUUGCCUUGUGGACGGUCUCUUUGGCUCUUCUGCGUUCCAAGUCCCCAGACCUGGGCCUGGGACCCUCCAGUUCACAGUGGAUGUGUUCCAUUUUGCCAACGAUUCCAGAAACACGGUGUACAUCACCUGCCACCUAAAAGUGGCUCCAGCUGACCAAGCCCCGGAUCAACUCAACAAAGCCUGUUCCUUCAACAAGUCUUCCAAUAGGUGGUCACCAGUAGAGGGCGAUGCUGACAUCUGCAAAUGCUGUGACACAGGUGACUGUAACAGGCCAGGUUAUUCCAGCAGACAGCCCCAGGCAGUGAGCCAGUGGCCCAAGUCAGCUUCAAGAAACCGCAGGCACGUGUCAGAGGAAGCAGAUGUCACUGUGGGGCCACUUAUCCUCCUGGGAAAGGCUGGUGACCACAGAGUGGAGGGCUGGACCUCUCCUGCUCACACAUCCAUUGCACUAGGCUUAGGUCUAGCUGUGGUGGCAUUCCUGACUGUGGCUGCUCUUGUCCUGGGUCUCACCAGUACCUACCGCACUGCUUCCCACUCUGCAACACUUUCCCAAUAA